UUUCUUGUGUCGUUAAUUCGCCUAUCUAUGCUCUUGGUUGGACGGACCAGUCGGGGAAACCUGUUGGUCUUGUCAUCUACGACAGAUGGCUGAAAAAAGGGAUCCCUUAUUCAUCGGCGAAACAUUUGGGUCGUGUUUUACUAUCGGCAUCGCGGGGGGUUGUGUAUGUCUCUGGACUGUUCAUACACGGGUUAUAUUCAUGGCCGAGUCGCGCAGGAAGCCGCAGCCACCAGGCUGCUCACUUCGUUCGCUGCGAUCGGACGCGUGUGUCAUUGAUAAACCACCUGGGUUAUUCCUGUCUUUUGCCGUUUCUAUGUUUAUAAUAGCUCAUUGGCUACGAAGGAUACAUAUAUGGUUGACAUGUACGACAAGUGCUUGACAGUGUCGAUAGGAUGCGUAAGAUGAUAUUUAUAAUACAGCAUAGCCUCAAAAGCAGCAGAC
Aspergillus neoniger CBS 115656 is the source of this 441-nucleotide messenger RNA. RefSeq lists its product as uncharacterized. Bases 86 to 379 code for a protein of 97 amino acids. The transcript has a single exon. The record is from RefSeq and is a predicted model, not a curated record. NCBI's taxonomy places the organism in Eukaryota, Fungi, Ascomycota, Eurotiomycetes, Eurotiales, Aspergillaceae.